Molecule: messenger RNA, 3214 nt
Organism: Sorex fumeus (smoky shrew)
Lineage: Eukaryota; Metazoa; Chordata; Mammalia; Eulipotyphla; Soricidae
Gene: PDZD4
Product: PDZ domain containing 4
Exons: 8
Coding region: 377-2788 (803 amino acids)
Molecular function (GO): protein binding
Source: RefSeq, a predicted model, not a curated record
GCCGGCGGCCAUGGGCGGGAGCCGGAGGCGGCAGCGGCAGCGGCGGGCCCCGCGGGCGGGGAGGCGCGCAGCCCCCGGCCCCUGACGGCCCCCGGCGUCCCGGCGCGCCCCCGCGCCUCGUGGGGGGCCGUAGCCCAGCAACGCCCGGCGCGCCCGCCCCUCCCCCGCCGCCUUUCUCUCCUGGCCGGGUGCGAGGGAGCAUGCCCGCGCCUGGCCGCCGCCAGUGCCCAGUGACCCCGAGGGGCGUGCGGCCGCCCCUCCCCCGCCCCGCGCGCUCGGCGAUGGCCCCCGGCCCGGGCCCGGGACCCCGGGUCCCGCGCGGCGGCCAGUGAAAGGCGUUUCCCGCGCGUGCCUCCUUCGCUCGCCCGCCAGCACCAUGGGAUGUAAUAUGUGCGUGGUCCAGAAACCGGAGGAGCAGUACAAAGUGAUGCUGCAGGUGAACGGGAAGGAGCUCUCCCGGCUGUCUCAGGAGCAAACCCUGGAGGCCCUGCGCUCCUCCAAGGAGCCCCUGGUGAUCCAGGUGCUGAGACGCAGCCCCCGCCUCCGGGGGGCUGGCUCCUGCCAUGACCUGCAGCUGGUGGACAGUGGCACUCAGACCGAUGUCACCUUCGAGCACAUCAUGGCGCUGGGCCAGCUGCGCCCACCCACCCCACCCGCAGUCAUCCUGGAGCCGCCAGCCCGAGAAUGGCUCCCUGCUGAGUGUACUGGGUCCAGCCAGCCUGGAAGCUGGGGCGAGGCCAGGAGAGGAAACGGCCUGCUGAUCCCCCUUCUCCUGGGCAGCCCCCCCAUCAGCCAUGAGUAUUAUGACCCAGCGGAUUUCAUGGAGGGCGGCCCGCAGGAGGCAGACCGUUUGGACGAGCUGGAGUAUGAGGAGGUGGAGCUCUAUAAAGCCAGCCACCGGGACAAGCUGGGCCUCAUGGUCUGCUACCGCACGGACGACGAGGAGGACCUGGGCAUCUACGUCGGAGAGGUGAACCCCAACAGCAUUGCAGCCAAAGAUGGCAGGAUCCGCGAGGGGGACCGCAUAGUCCAGAUUAAUGGUGUGGACGUCCAGAACCGGGAAGAGGCAGUGGCCAUUCUGAGCCAGGAAGAGAAUACCAACAUCUCCCUGCUGGUGGCCCGACCCGAGAGCCAGCUGGCCAAGCGUUGGAAGGACAGUGACCGGGAUGACUUUCUGGAUGACUUUGGCUCGGAGAAUGAGGCGGACCUGCGUGUGCGGAAGCUGAAAUCCCCCCUGGGCCAGCAGCCUGGAAACAAGGAGGAGAAAGGGGCCCCCGAGGCGGGCUCGGGCCUGAGCAACAGCCAGGAGCUGGACAGUGGCGUGGGCCGGACCGACGAGAGCACGCGCAACGAGGAGAGCUCGGAGCACGACCUGCUGGGCGACGAGCCGCCCAGCACCACCAACACCCCCGGGACCCUGCGCAAGUUCGGUCCGCAGGGGGAGGCGCCGCCACUGCAGAGCCGCGACUUCCACUUCAGCAUGGACUCCCUGCUGGCCGAGGGCGCGGGGCUGGGUGUGGGGGACGUGCCGGGCCUCACAGACGAGGAGUCCGAGCGCUACCGGGAGCUGCUGGAGAUCAAGUGCCACCUGGAGAACGGCAACCCGCUGGGGCUCCUGUUCCCGCGUGCCGCGGGCGGCCACAGCGCCCUGGACGUGAACCGCAACGAGAGCCUGGGCCACGAGAUGGCCAUGCUGGAGGAGGAGCUGCGGCACCUGGAGUUCAAGUGCCGCAACAUCCUGCGCGCGCAGAAGAUGCAGCAGCUCCGCGAGCGCUGCAUGAAGGCGUGGCUGCGCGACGAGGAGAGCCUGUAUGAGCUGGCGGCCAGCGAGCCCAAGAAGCACGAGCUGCCUGACAUCUCCGAGCUGCCUGAGAAGUCCGACAAGGACAGCACCAGCGCCUACAACACGGGCGAGAGCUGCCGCAGCACCCCGCUGCUGGCCGAGCCCCUGCCCGACAGCCCCCUGCGCCGGGGGGCGGCCACCGGCAACUCCAACUUGAACCGGACCCCCUGCGGCCCUGCCGGCGCCACUCACGCCAAGGCGGCGCCCGGGAGCCCGGCCAAGUUCCGCUCCCUCUCCCGCGAUCCCGAGGGCCGGAGACAGCACUCGGAGGAGCGCAUGCCCCGCAGCCCCAAGGCAGGGGGAACCCUCGAGCGCGUGGGCCCCGAAGGCAGCCCUUACCUGUCCCGGCGCCACCGGGGCGCGGAGAGCGAGCACUACCACAGCUGUGUGCAGCUGGCCCCGCCACGCGGCCUGGAGGAGCUGGGCCCCGGGCCCCUGGGCUUGGCCAGUGGCGCCCGGGUCGGGGGCGCAGCCGCUGCAGCCCCCGAGGCGCCCCGCAUGGAGUGGAAGGUGAAGGUGCGCAGCGACGGCACCCGCUACGUGGCCAAACGGCCCGUGCGCGACCGGCUGCUGAAGGCGCGCGCGCUGAAGAUCCGCGAGGAGCGCAGCGGCAUGACCACGGACGACGACGCCGUGAGCGAGAUGAAGAUGGGCCGCUACUGGAGCAAGGAGGAGCGCAAGCAGCACCUGAUCCGCGCCCGCGAGCAGCGGAAGCGGCGCGAGUUCAUGAUGCAGAGCCGCCUCGAGUGCCUGCGCGAGCAGCAGAGCGGGGACAGCCGGGCCGAGCUCAACAUCAUCGCGCUCAGCCACCGCAAGACCAUGAAGAAGCGGAACAAGAAGAUUCUGGACAACUGGAUCACCAUCCAGGAGAUGCUGGCUCACGGCACGCGCUCGGCCGACGGCAAGCGGGUAUACAACCCGCUGCUGUCCGUCACCACUGUAUGAGGUGUCCGCGGGGAGCUGCCGGACCGUCCGCCUGCCCUGUGCCCCGUAGAAUCCAGCGGCUGUGUGCGCGCAGGACUGGUGGCCCAAGAGGUCCUCCAAAAGGACCUUUCUCCUGCCAUUGGCGCUGUGAGCACUUGGCUAGUCAGCUUAGAGGCACCCCUCCGGCUGCGCGCACAAGCACAUGCCCAGGGCCUGGAGCCAGGGGAGAGGCUGCAGAGGACUGUCUGAAGCACAAGAGGACAUCUGGGGCCAAUGGGCCACAUAGCCUCACCGCUGCCGGAGCCUGUGAUUUGUAGACAGAGGAACCCUGAUUUUUGUGGAAUUUUUCUCCCUUUCUGUGCUUGCCAACCCUUGUUUUUGUUUUGUGGCCCUGCCUGGGGCUGGCAGCCUGACCCAAGGUGGAGCCCCCAGUGAUGGCCGGGGAGA